CCAAGGGUUUGGAAAGAAAAGAAAGCCGAGUUUUGUACAGGAGUAUCUGGAUGGAUCCAUCGUCAAAGCUGAGGAUGUCCAGAAAACGUUACAGGCCAUGGAACAAGACACUUCGCACAAUCACGUCCGUGGAGCUCUAGAGCCGAUCAUUCAAGCCAUGGUGGAUUAUACUGGGAUUCUAGAUACACUGUGCCAAGCAGACCCAAUGCCGACAGCGCUGGUCUGGGGCUCUCUGAGAGCCUUGGUGGGGUGUUGUGGAAGAUACGUGAACCUUUACAAGCUCAUCAGAGGGCAGCUUAACAAGUUGACAAAUGAAUUGAAUCGACUGAAGGAGUACGAGGAUCUUUUCGGGCACUCCGAUGCCAUGCAAGAACUUCUGAAAGCGUCCUAUCUAGAGAUACUUCGAUUCUAUGCAAAGGUUGAGAGUCAAUGUCGCCAUUCGGGUGCAUUCCUAGCUAUAAAAUCCUUGACGUCCUUCAGCCUGAAGAAGAUCGACGACAUUCUGGCAACAAUCUCUGAGAAUGGAAACGACAUCGCGAAGCUCGUCUCAAUUAUUCAAGAGCGAAUUUAUCAAGAGACUCGAAAAGAUACAUUCGAAGAGUACGGCAAAGCUGAAAUCGCCCGUAAUGAUAUACUUCGUAUCAUCAAGAUGCAGCGUGAGGAGAAACAGAUUCGUGAUGAAGACAGAAGAGAUAAGAGAAAGAGGGAAGUACGACAGUGGAUUCAAGGGAUGUCCACUCUCAAUGAGAGCAACUAUCUUCGCCAAAGAAAAGGAGAAAGAGCGCUCGAAAGAAGCACAGCCACAUACCCCUGGCUUCUACAGACCACCGACUUCCAAGCAUGGCUUUCACAGAAAGCCUCAACUCGUGGACUAUGGUUGAGAGGCGGAUCCGGCACAGGGAAGUCUGUGGUUUGCUCUUAUGUUAUCAAACACAUCAAGGCUACUACUGCCGAUGCUGCGAUUGCAUUUCAAUAUUACAGCUUCAAUGAGCCUCUCUCAUCGACAACGGUCUACCGGAAUAUCGUACAGCAGCUUCUUGAUCAGCUCUAUUUAAAGGGAGAUGAUGUAUCAGACGAGAUAUAUGAUCUUACCAAGAACAAGAGUGACAAUCAAGAGAGCAUGAAAGAAAUGAUCGUACUUUUGAUCUCCGAACUAUCUCAGACGUUCAUUCUUCUUGAUGGGCUUGAUGAAGAGUGCGUGGACAAUAGAUGGGAGGAAGCAUCAGAAGUAGUCAGCUUUCUCUCGAGUCUUGCAAAAGAUGCAACUGCCGGACUAUGGUUCAGCAGUCAGGAACGUUCCUCCAUUAACAGAGUGCUAGGCUCGCUGCCCACCAUUCAGCUUAGCGAAAUGACGAACAAAGACACGGUCGAAGCAUUUCUCACUAAUGCUAUUCCAUUGUUGGAAGACAUGAAUCUUGACCCUGGAACUCAGACUCUCGUCAUCGAGGAGCUGAAGAGUAAGGCUAGAGGAAAUUUCUUGUGGGCGUUCUUGAUGAUAGAGGAUAUCAGAGAUGCCCCAAACUUGCAAGACUUGCAGAGGCGGUUGAAAGACGCACUACCUGGAGACUUCGAGAAAUAUUACCACCAGAAGAUCCAAGGUAUCGAUGAGAAGCACCGUCACACGGUCAGUAAAAUAUUGUCCAUCCUCUGCUUUGCCAAGAGACCGCUACUGCUGGAAGAACUUUGCGAGGCUGUGGGAGCUUGUGAAACAGACCACGGCCGGAAUAUAAGCAAGAGCGCACCCCUCUUCAGGCACAAAGUGCUCGAACUUUGUGCACCUCUUGUCGAGAUCCAAGAAGUCAAGGAGGCUGAAGACAAGAUCAAAUACGUGUGCUCACUGUCGCAUGCAGCGGUACACAGCUUUCUACUCAAGAAUCCACGAAUUCUUUCAAAAUCGUCCACGCGAAGAGUAGACGACGAGACCUUGCUGAUCACCUCUCAAACGCUGGCUAGCGUCUGUUUAGUAUACCUGUCCCAGCCCUGCUACGGACGCUUACUAGAGAAGAAGGACGAUACAUUCGUGACUAAGGAUGGGCAAGACAUCGAGCAGCACCAUUUGAUUUCGUAUGCAGCGAAGUACUGGAGUAUGCAUCUAGACGACGUUCAUCCUACCGAACACUGGGCCAAUCUGGUUUCUGCUUUCGUUAAAUCCAGACACUUCUUGACCUUGCUCCAAGUUCAGAGUCUGAUGGUUGAAGGACAAUUCACGAUGUGGCUCAGCAUCUCAGCCGGACCUGGUUACAAGCGUGUGUUUCCUCGUUGGUUCUCUAAGCACUCCGCCGACGGCGAUCUCUUAUCACACCAGUACAACGAAUUCCUUGGCGAAUGGGCCCUUGUGUUAGAUAAGACUACUUCGAGUCAUGGUCCCUUUCCAGGAGAGUUGAGUCGCUGCUUGUGGGGUACCCUUGGAUCACAGAGCUUCCUGUAUCAAAGUUGCAAGAAGCUGCCACAACCCAAGAGUUUCCCCUUCUUGGCUCGAAAAGAGACCGAAAAGCAACAGCACGAACGAUGUUAUGAUUUUGUCAACGCUUCUGGAGAUGCUCUACAACUUUUCAGAGUUCUGAAAUGCGAUGAUGAUGCUCUUCAGUUUCAAGUCAUGUCUGAAAGGUGGAAGAUGUAUAGUGAACAUUCCCCGAAGGUGAAAGAAAGCUCAACAAUUAUGAUUCCGACAAGUGCAACUCAUCUCUACGAUCAACCCUUGAGGAUGAAAAUUAUUGGGAGACAACCUGUUAUCUCGUGUACGCUUGACUUCAAGUUUGCGCGUAUUGGCUCCCAAAUUUACGGUCACUCGGAAAGUGGCACUUAUGAACAGAUACCAUGUUUGAAUUCAAAUGAGGAAUAUAUCGAGGAAUUAGCAAACCAAGGACGUUUCUUAGCAGCAACAUCUCGGCGCUGCUUAUCUGACAAAGAUCUAGACAAUGGAAUCGGACUGGAUGAUUUCACACUGGAAGAUUUCGGAAAGAUCUUUUCGGAAGCCAUGGAAGAGCUUUCCCGACUUGGUUCGUCGCAGAAAAACCGGGAAUCUUCGACAUCGGAAGAAAACCCACUAACCGAACUUCGUUCGUCAAAUGGGUCUUCUAGGUCUUCGAGUCCGAACUCCUCUCGAAGUUCUAUUAGCAACUCUGAUGAUGAAAAUGAGGAGAAAGCAGAACAAUUAGAGAAAGCAGUUGCUGAGAUGCAAGACAAGGAUACGGAUGCCGACUCUGACUCCUCCAUUGAAUCCAUCAAAUCUCUUUCGGCACGUGAAUCGUGUAGCGAAGCAUCAACAGAGCCCCUCUCAGAUGAAGAGGAUGAUGAACAGUGGAACGAUUGGGCUUCGGAAGCGUCUCUGUCAGACUUUAAGAGUGAUGCUUCUGAAGAUGGCGAUCUCAAAGUCGAAGAAUGGGACGAGGAGAAACAUGGACGACGAGGACGUAGGAGUGUUAUGUAUGAUGAUUCCGAUGACUACUCCGCAAGUGACGAAAUUUCGGAUUCCGAAAACAAUUCCGACGAUUCAUCUCAAAUAUCUAUAAGACGGAUGAUCAUAAGACGGGGACUCUCGGGAGACGAUAGUGAUAGCGACGACAAUAGCGAUAGCGACUUUGGGAGUGACGAGCUCUCUGAUGCGGGUGCUGAUCUUGAGGCCGAACUCAAAAAGCGGAAAAAGGACGUAGCGCUUGGACACCAGCGAGGGAAGCUCCUAGUGUACGACACCCUUUCAGGUAACCCAUCUCCGAUCUUUCGGUAUGAGCAAUUCUGUCCAAGAGUCCUCUACAACUCUCCACCAAUCUUCCAUCCCUCAGCUCCUCUGGUCGUUUGGCCUCUUGGCGCAGGGGACAUCCUGUUUGCCAACUUCUCUGAAAACACUUACUACAUACGAACAAUGCCCUGUUCCGCAACACGCACCUGUCAUGUAUCGAUACAGGGCAAAUUUUCACAUUGUGGUCAAUAUCUGCAUCUUGCCGCCCUUGAAGCUCGAGAAGAUGCUCGUCCUCACCCCGGUCCAGUGAAGCCAUUCAUACAUUUGAGCAUUCAACUCUCGACUCAUAGAAUGUCCAAGAGGAAGACUGUUCGCAGCCCUCCAAGACUUAUCUAUCGCUUUGGGUUAGCUUUGGACUCUGUCGAAGAGCUCUCUGUUUCUCCUUUGCCGUACACCCUUACUUGGACCACCGAUCACCUGUAUGUCUCCAAGAGUCAAAACACACUUCAUGUUAUCCGGGCUCCUCUGUUUCGCCAGCCUAAAGAUGUAACGAUGGGUAAUGAUGACAGCUCUGCAUUGCAAAAAGAGAAACCGGAAUGCCAUUCUCGGAGCAGUGAGAUUUGCUUGCCCAGCUCAGCAACCUCAAGGCAGGUCCAUUAUUUCGCGCCCGUUCCAGGUCCAAAAGCCAAGAACAUUGCGACUGUCGUACUUGGCUCGCGGUCGCCAUCGGGUCUCGGCGGAGUACUAAAAGCAAGAUACGACACACUUCAUCCGCUUGGUGUUUAUCUCGAUGAGCAAGCUCACCUCGGAGGCUGGAAGGUGUUAGAGUCAAAGCCAGAAGAUGGGAAGAAGGCGGCUUGUCUUGGAGGACGACUGCAAGGAAAGUUUGAGAAAUUUGAUAGGACCGAUGAUUGUGAUAUUGUGCCAUAUUUGUACUGAGAGAAGAUUAUC
Molecule: messenger RNA, 4630 nt
Organism: Mollisia scopiformis
Lineage: Eukaryota; Fungi; Ascomycota; Leotiomycetes; Helotiales; Mollisiaceae
Exons: 8
Coding region: 98-4618 (1506 amino acids)
Source: RefSeq, a predicted model, not a curated record